AUGGUAUCUCAAGGUACAAAUUAUGUCGUAUGGAAUUUUGCUUUCGUCAUUGUCAUUUUUAUCCUAUUCACUCCAAAACUUAGUUGUGCCAAACAAUCCAAAUUAAUGGAUUUGAAUAUGAAUAUGAUUGAUAAUUGCUGGAGGCCAUAUCCUGAAUGGAGGAGACAUAAGCAACAAAUAGCGACUUGCUCUGUAGGAUAUGCUGGAAAAAUGAUAAACAACAUUGGUAAGGACCUUAUACAUUAUAAAGUUACCGACCCAAAUGAUGAUCCUAUGAAUCCAAAAAUGGGUACAUUGAGAUAUGGAGCCUCUGUAAUUCAAGGUAAAGUAUGGAUCACAUUUCAAAAAGACAUGAACAUUAGACUCCUGAAACCCCUUCUCAUUAGUAGUUUCACUACCAUUGAUGGUCGCGGUGUCAAUAUCCAUAUUGCAGACAAUGCAUGUUUAAUGAUAUUCAAGGCCACCGACAUAAUAAUUCAUAGUAUUCGAAUUCAUCACUGCAAAGCUCAAACCUCGGGGAUGGUGAUGGGGCCUAAUGGAAAGGUAAUUCAUUUGGGUCCCGUUGAUGGAGAUGCAAUAAGAUUGGUUACUGCUUCAAAAAUUUGGAUUGAUCAUAAUACACUUUAUGAUUGCGAAGAUGGUCUUCUUGAUGUCACUCGAGGUUCUAGUAAUGUGACUAUAUCCAAUAAUUGGUUUAGAGAACAAGAUAAAGUUAUGCUUCUUGGUCAUGAUGAUGGAUAUGUGAGAGACAAAAACAUGAAGGUUACUGUUCUGUAUAAUUAUUUUGGACCUAACUGCAACCAACGAAUGCCUAGGAUUCGUCAUGGAUAUGCACAUGUAGCGAAUAAUCUUUAUUUAGGAUGGGUGCAAUAUGCCAUUGGUGGAAGUAUGGAACCUAGUCUAAAAAGUGAAUCUAACCUCUUUAUAGCACCAAAAGUUGGGAGUAAGGAGGUAACAUGGAGAAACAUUGGUCAAACAAAUGGGAACAAAUGGGAAUUUCAUUCAAUAAGAGAUGCAUUUGAAAAUGGAGCCUCUUUUGCGGUAACAAAAGGUGGACGUGUGCCAAAGCCAAAUUACAACAAAGAACAAAGUUUUAAAGUUGUUGAUGUUAAAUAUGUUAGAUCAUUGACAAGAAUAUCAGGCGCAUUUCAAUGCAGUAGAACCUCUAUAUGUUAA
This is a messenger RNA of Lathyrus oleraceus (garden pea), 1176 nucleotides long. Its product is annotated as probable pectate lyase 4. The transcript has 4 exons. The coding region runs from base 1 to 1176 and encodes 391 amino acids. The record is from RefSeq and is a predicted model, not a curated record. Lineage: Eukaryota; Viridiplantae; Streptophyta; Magnoliopsida; Fabales; Fabaceae. Gene Ontology annotation, molecular function: pectate lyase activity.